GUUAUCCACGCAAAUUUGGAGGGGCACGAGCUCAAGAGCGAUGGAACAUUACCUGAAGACGCAGAAGCCGUGUCCAUCGCGCACAGCGGAAACCGUGAAUGAGCUCGUCAACUCCGGGGGGAAAGUGCUGCCGCGUGAUAAGAAUACGCGGUACUUGCUGAAGAAUUACAGGCAGCUGCACGGGAUUCCGAAAAGGGGGGUCGAUCAGACGGAGAAGGCCGACGAGGUGGUUGAAGUUCCUGCAUACCUUGAGCCACAGCCACCGCCCACUGCGGGCAGGGCUGCUCCACCAUGUGAUGCAGGGGAUUUGCACAAGGAGAAUGCUUUGGAGACGGUGGGGGGUGAGGCGUCGGGGUCGAACACACGACUGUCCUCAUUGCAGCAGUCAACAAUAAGGAGGUGGGUGGACAACGAUGCGCAGAAGAAACUGGACAUUGCAUGGGCGGAGGCCAUGUUUCAUGCUGCGAUCCUGUUCAACUUCCUGAACUUCGAAACCACCCAUAAACUCCACGAAGUGUACCUGCCGGUGUUGAAGGAUAUGGUUAACGGUCGGAAUGCAGCGAAGUGGAAUGCAAUCCGAUGGUCCACGUCGAAGUUGAGGGCCAGAUCAGAUCUGGUGUACUUCACAUUGAGGAGUGAUGAGUGGUGGACGGGGUUGAACAAGGUGGUUGAGGUGAUGGAGCCCAUGUUCGGCCUCUUGAGGCGGAUGGAUCAGGACGGUACCGGUCCCACAAACCUUGUCGAGUAUGAUAACAUGAUAGAGAGGAAGCUUAGCCAUGUCGUUCUUACAGUGGAGCAGCGGGCGAGCGUGAUGGAGAAAGUCAGAGAUUGCAUGAAGAUGAUGCCGCAGCCCGUCCACGCAACAACCUUUCUUUUGGACCCGCGCAGGAGAGAACCGAGGUGGUUGCAUGACCAAUACAGUGUGCUUGUGCAGAAUGCCAUGCGCUUGCUCUCGAGGCAGGUUGGAGGUGAAUGGAAAGGGCAAGCGCACCUUGACAUUUGGAGUAACCUGAAUGAGUUCCACAACAAACCUACAAGGAACGACCCGAAAAGGAAUGACACGAAGAUGUGGGACCCCACAACGAAGUCCGAUGUUGACAAGAAGACACCGCCAGAAUGGUGGGCAGCACACGGUGGCGACAUGCCCGAUUUGGAGAAGAUUGCGAUCAAGGUUAUGGGCAUGUGGAGCACCGCAUCACCGACGGAGAGGAAUUGGCCUUCCAUGGACUUCAUCCAUUCCCGACGGAGGAACAAGUUGUCGCCAGAAAGCUUGGAGAAGCUACCCGUCCCGGAGCCUGAAAAGAACGAUGGAUCGAUGUCGAAGGGGCCCAAAGAUGAGGCUGAGAAGACAGAGGAGGAGCUUGUGCGGGAACGGAGGCUCACAAAGACUCCGAAGGGAAGGGUUCCAAAAAAUCUCGACGACAAGGACGAAGAGCUCACGGAUGACAGUGAUUUGGAUGACGAGCUGUGGAAGGGGAAGUGCCGAUUGUCGGAGGACUCAAAUGUCGAGACGUUGCUGAAAACGAGGGUGGACGAAGAUGAGGAGGAUGCGAACCGUGCCAAGGCUAUGGCUGACCGGGAGACCGGACUCGUCAACAAACGUAUGAUGGAGGAGGCCCGCCGUGCAGCUAUCCCGACUUGGAGAGAGAUCGAGAGAGGUCUCAAACAAGCCACGGAACACCAACAGCAGAUCAAUCGGGCAUUGGAGGUUGUGGAAGAAGGAGAAGACGAGGAGGAGGAGCACCAGGCUAAGGUGGGAGAUUGCAUGGAACAGGAAGAAGAGGCGGAGGGCAUGGUGCAACCACAGGAGGGAGAGGAGAUGGAGCACCAAGAAGAAGAGGAAGGCACGGUGCAAGGCGGGGAGGAAGAGGAAAUGCAGCAGGAAGAGGAGGGGGAAGGAUUGGCGCAGCGGGAGAUGCAGCACGACGAGGUCGAUACGGCCCGCGAAGACGAGCCCCAUCCCACAUCGACAACAGUCUACACACGCAGGCCCCGGCCAGCGGAGUUUCAGGAGUCCGAGGAGAAGAUACCGAAAUUCCCCGCAAUGAGGGAGGCUGUCCAGCAUGACAACCUGUGGGUGAGCCGAGUGGGCAGGAAGAGAAAGGAGCCAUCACAUGACGCUCCUGCACAGCCGAAACGUUCUCGUGGCAGACCGCGAAAGCAGAAGACCGACACGGCCACUACACCAGCUAAAAAAAAAAACAGCGCCUCAAGCGCAAGACGGUCGUGGAGGAUGACCCGGAAUCAGCUGACUGCAGCGAACAGCCAUCUGAGGAUGAGGGCUGCGACGCUGAUUCCGAAUGAGAUCAGCAUGUCCAAAAGAAUGGAACGUUUCGUGGAGAAAAGGAAAACGUAUAAGAUUUUGUUUAGACAGUGGAUGCCAAAGGCAGACUGGCUUGCACACAGGGAAGAGGAGAAAAAGACUGUUUACUCGAUCAUGGCAAUGAGGUUCCCCAUCGAUGCCUCUAUGUAUAUCAGGACUGGUAUUGAGCUCGCUAUGGGGAAAGUGAUAAAAGAUUAUGACAUUGUUAAUGAUCCGGUUGACCCUAACUUGGGGAACAUCAAGUUCGGUUUGCACCCAAGCGCGGAACAGUACUUUGUGAAAACAUUGAAAGUCUUCACAGGGAAAGGGAUGCUUUCAGGCGAUCUGGUCAAUAGCAACACACCGUGGCGCAAAGGUUGUAAUCGCUACAUUCGGAUGGACGAUGACUGUUUCUGUGAAGAGGAAACCGCACCAUACGAGAAAUCUGUUGAAGGAGGCUCUCCCUCUCUCACCUCGAACCCAACGGGACAGGCAGGGCAAGGAGGCCUGCAGAACGCCCCUCCGCAGCCCCGCCAGUUCACUCCUCAGCAAAAGAAUAAGUCGACUCUGUCCUCUUUUAGUAAUAAACAAACUGAGGACAAGCACAACACUGGCAGAUCGUUCCAAUGCCUCAACCCUCAACUGCAAUUACCUGUGGCUGGCCAGAAGCAACAGGCGGGAGGGAAAAACCGAAAAAAGAAGCAAGGUGGAUACACACCCUCGAAGCUGGGCCCCCAAGGGCAACAACAACCCUCAAUGGGAGGUCCCUCAUGGUUAUCCACGAAGGCCCCUACUGAGGAAGCACGAACACUGUCUCAGAAAGGUGUUGACGCAAGUGGAGGGAACAACCCUGCAGCAGGUUCGUCCUCAUAUGGCGAACUUCGUUCUUUCGACCUCAAUGGCACAGAUCCCUCACUGGUUGUCCAACAGGGGCUCUUGCAGGACAACCAGGGGAGGAUCGCCCCUCUCAGUGAGAAGAAUCCAACUGGCAUUGCCGGAGUCCAGACCGGCGAAGGCAUGGAUUUGGAUAGAUUUCUCAGAGCAGGCUCUCCUAAAAGGAACAGACUAGAGGAUUUCGAAGACGGCAGACAGUACCCUCCCCGCUGCCAAUUAUGGGCGCCAUCCAACAGCAGGCCCCAUCCGCAGCCUCGGAUGGGCUCUCGGCUUAAGGUGGCCACCUGGAAUAUCCGUGGAUUGGUAGACGAAAACAGGAGGCACAAACGUGCCAGGCUUAAAUCCUGGAUCCACGACAACAGGGCACACAUCAUCUUGCUCCAGGAAACUAAGUUCAAUAAUGAAAGAUUGGCCGAAAUUGGAAAUUGGUGGUCAGGACCCCAGAUCUGGGCCCCUGCAGAGGGCACCAGGGGGGGCACUGGGAUUCUGAUUCAUAACUCCAUCUGCAAAACCAUCUCCCAAGCGGACUCUGAUCUGCUAGGAAGAUGGUCCCGGGUAACAUUGUCUAUAGACUCUCGAGAAUGGACUUUUCUGUCUGUUUAUGCCCCUGCCGACCACACAACUAAAACGGAUUUUUUUAAUCAAUUGUCUCACGUAAUUCCUGACUCCGAAUUCUUGGUGGUAGGUGGGGAUUGGAACACGGUGCCAAACGAGGCACUGGACUCCUCCUCUCCACUAUCUCACCCAGGGGAAUCCAUAGCUUUGAAUGAGCUGCUUGCCGAAAAAGGCUUGUUUGAUCCUUACCGCCUGCUGCACCCCGACCAAAGGGACUACACAUGGUUCUUGUCCACCACCCCGGUGGUUAGCAGAAGAUUGGAUGCAAUCUUCUGCUCCGAACAGGUCAUUCCACUCAUACUUAGAGCCGAAAGUAUACCAGACCCAAUGUCCGAUCACAAGCCAGUCUCAAUCACCUUAUCAGCUGGCCCCCCUCUUGAAAGAGGAAGGGGCACGUUCAAAUUGAACAUGCAGAUUUUUAAUGACAAAGAAAUGAUCGAGUGGGUGAGGAACUUUUGCGAGGAAUGGAGAGCCUCGUCAGAACUGUUCCCCGAUACAGGGGACUGGCUCGACAAGGGAAUCCAUCUCCUCUCAGGCUUCCUCAAUAACAUAUCAAGAAUCAAAGCAGCAAACAGGAAACAUGACGAGAUAAUCCUAAAAAGGAAAAUAGAAAAUGCAGAAACCAGACUGGGCUUCUUCUCGUUCUUGGACAGUCACUGGUCUCUUAGAAGGGACGCUUGACAGCACGAAUGGCAGGACAAACAAAUCAACAGGCAAGAAUCUU
Chara braunii is the source of this 4535-nucleotide messenger RNA. Lineage: Eukaryota; Viridiplantae; Streptophyta; Charophyceae; Charales; Characeae. The record is from the annotation of a GenBank genome assembly.